AUGCCAGAACCCAGAGAAAUUUCAUUAGAUGAGGUGGCACAGCACAAUAUCGAAGGAGAUUUGUGGAUCGUCAUAGAUACAUAUGUCUAUGAUAUCUCCAAAUUUUCAAAGCUCCAUCCCGGCGGAUUGGCAGUCUUGCUGGACCCGAAGAUUGCCGGAAAGGACGCAACAAACGCCUUUUUCUCCCUCCACCGCACCGAAAUCUUGCAACGGCCCGCGUAUAAACGUCUCAUAAUAGGCAAACUGCCGGAAAAGGAUCCUCAAUUUGCACCUCCACCCCCAGAUGCGCUCAGCAAAGUUCCGUACGGGGAAGCCAUGUGGUUAGGCGAGGGUUUCAGCUCGGCGUAUUUCGACGAUGGACACCGAAAAUUCCAAAAGGCCGUAAGGGGUUUCAUGAGGACAGUUGUUCUACCCGAUGCCAUGGCAUGCGAGGAAAAUGGCAAGAGGGCGAGUCAAGAAGUCCUUGACGCGCUUGGUGAAAAAAAUAUAAUUGCCAUGCGCUUCGGUCCAGGCCCACAUCUCAAGGGGCUCAAACUCAUGGACGGUAUUAUCACGCCCGAAGAGUUUUCGUUCUUCCACGAGUCUAUCCUUACCUAUGAACUCGGGCGACUUGGAACGCGCGGUUAUUUCGACGGGCUACUCGCCGGUGGGGUCAUCGGGUUGCCUCCCGUCCUGAACUAUGCCAAUCCGAGACUCAAAGCCGAGAUUGUCCCAGAGGUCUUACGAGGAAAGAAGUUUAUCUGCCUCGCUAUCACAGAGGCGUUUGCUGGCAGCGACGUCGCUGGGCUGCAGACUUUUGCCGAGCUGACAGAGGACAAGAAACAUUGGGUCAUCAGUGGAACGAAAAAAUGGAUAACUAAUGGCACGUAUGCGGACUACUUUACUACCGCAUGCCGAACGGGACCAGAGGGGAGCGGCGAGUUGACCGUCAUUCUCAUCCCCCGUGGUGAAGGUGUGGGUACCAAAGCCAUCAAGACGAGCUAUUCUGCGACAGCUGGAACGGCCUUCGUCACAUUUGAUAAAGUUCGUGUCCCGGUUGAGAACACGCUCGGUGAAGUCGGCAAAGGCUUGAAAGUUAUCUUGCAGAAUUUCAACCACGAGCGAUGGAUGAUGAACUGCAUUUCGGCUGGUAGCAUGCGCCUUGUCGUCGAGGAAUGCCUCAAAUGGUCGAAUCAGCGGCAGGUAUUUGGCAAGCCGCUCGUCUCUCAACCCGUCAUUCGUCACAAGUUGGCGAAUAUGAUCGCCCGCGUUGAGGCCGUACAAGCGUGGCUGGAAAACAUUACCUAUCAAAUGACGCAAAUGUCGCACAAGGAACAAUCUGACAAACUUGCUGGGCAAAUCGCACUCCUCAAGAUGUUCAUUACCCGCAGCGGACAGCAGACAGCAGAGGACGCGGCACAAGUCUUUGGCGGUAGAUCACUAACUCAGACGGGAAUGGGACGCGUGAUUGAGAAUUACCGAAGAACUGCGGCAUUUGACGCGAUUUUGGGUGGUGUAGAGGAUGUCCUCGGCGACCUUGGAGUGCGGCAAGCGAUGAAAAAGAUGCCACCGACUGCUCGACUCUGA
Serendipita indica DSM 11827 is the source of this 1566-nucleotide messenger RNA. The record is from the annotation of a GenBank genome assembly. NCBI's taxonomy places the organism in Eukaryota, Fungi, Basidiomycota, Agaricomycetes, Sebacinales, Serendipitaceae.